This is a messenger RNA of Penicillium maclennaniae, 702 nucleotides long. RefSeq names its product putative pathogenesis associated protein Pep2. The transcript has 2 exons. Bases 1 to 702 code for a protein of 233 amino acids. NCBI's taxonomy places the organism in Eukaryota, Fungi, Ascomycota, Eurotiomycetes, Eurotiales, Aspergillaceae. The record is from RefSeq and is a predicted model, not a curated record.
AUGCCUGACCUACACUCUUUACCUGCGGGCACUCGGCCUGCUCAUGCCAUCCGCAACAAUGGGCCCGACAACCUAGUGCUAGAGCGAGCAAAGCUACGUGAGCUGGCAGAAGGCUGGCCUUGCUAUCGUGAUGCCUGUGAAUGGGAAAACUUCAAAUCCAUCUUCCACGAAGACGCCUUCGUAUAUACCACCUGGUCCGGUCGUGUCUCCUACAAGGACUUUGUGCAAGUCUCAAAGGCCGGCAUGGACAAAGGCGCCUUCAUUAUGCACCGCUGCCAUGGCGUGACCACCGACAUCACGCCCGAGGCAACGCGCGCCGUCACCAAGAUGAAGGCUACCAUCACGCAGCGGUUCACAAUCGAUGGCUGCGACGUUGACGCAGAGGCAGAUUGUCGGUUCAUUUUCUUUUUUGAGAAAGCCGACGAGCGAUGGGGUGCACGGUUCGUUCGUCAUUGGUAUGAGAAGGACAAGUUGCUUCCUGUCAAUCCUAACAAGGUGCCGAAGUUGGAUGAGGUUAAGCUGGCUUCGUAUCCUGAAGGGUACAAGUGCUUGGCUUAUUGCCAGGAGCUCACUAUGGGUGUUUCUGUUUUGAAAGAUAUGCCUGGACAUAGGCGUCAUGUUGGCACGGUCAAUGGGGAAAAGCAUGACUUGUUGUACCAGCAGGCUAAAGAUUGGCUUGAUGGGAAGAGCCUCGAUGUAUAA